Molecule: messenger RNA, 399 nt
Organism: Protopolystoma xenopodis
Lineage: Eukaryota; Metazoa; Platyhelminthes; Monogenea; Polystomatidea; Polystomatidae
Source: the annotation of a GenBank genome assembly
AUGGUAGUUAUCUUCAAUUAUCUCUAUUAUCCAGGCCUAGCAUUAAAGGAUAGCAACCUUCCUGUACCAAUUGAUGCGCCACUUUCUCCUGCGUGCCGAUUUUUGAUUGGUCCCGACGACGGCAUUACUCCAACUCAUUUUCAGAGCACUGCAUCAUAUGCAGAUUCACAUGAGCUACCUGGCUCAGUUGCCGACAGCAGUCAUCAAAAUGGACCACGUAGUGACAGUAACAGUAACUGGAUAGCACCAGGAACCGUUUCUGGGGAGUUUCUUUCACCUGCGCAUCCCGGCAUUCACCCACCCGGUCUAGUGUGCGCUUACCGAUUUAUUGGUUAUGCUAGUCAGCGUAUAUCUAUUGAUAUUAUUGAAUUUGGAAUGCAACAAAAGCUAGGAUCGUAA